AUGUCGACAACGGACUUAUUGAAAUUUCAAAAGAAUCUCGAGGAACGGGAGAAAGCCUUAGCGGAAAGGGCUAAGCAGCAGGAACAUCAGAGAAGCUUAUUGGUUAUGGAAAGUCAGCAAUUAGCUCAAGCAAGAGCAGAACUUAUGGCAGCAUCAAAAAAAGAAGAGCCACAAGUUAUUCACACCAUUGUUAGAGGUACAGUUGGUAAUAUUUCCGAGUUUUCUUUGAAAGAAGAUUGGACGAGAUGGUUCGAGCGGGUAGUGCUCUACUUUACCGGUAACGAAGUACCGAGUGAGAAACAAGUACCGCUUUUCCUUACGUUAUUGGGAAGCGAAGGUUAUGAAUUUCUUUGUAAUUUGUGCAUGCCGGAAAGGCCGGCAAAUCUCACAAUUGAACGUCUCGCGGAAAUUAUGCGGAAUCAUCUGCAGCCACAACCAAGUACGAUAGCACAGCGUUACAAAUUCAAAGAAUGUAAGCAGCUAACAGGCGAGGACAUCAAGACGUAUCUCGCAAAGCUUAAGAAGCUUUCCACGCAUUGUCACUUUGAAGAGCAGCUGGAAAAUUGCAUCCGGGACCAGUUCGUAUGGGGUCUGGCCAGUGAGAGGAUCAAGAAGAGGCUUCUGGCUGAGCAACAGUUAACGUAUACCAGAGCAGUGGAAAUCAGCACUAGUAUGGAGAUGGCCGAACGAGAUGCGGCAGACAUGGCUAAUUCAGUGAACAGCACAGGCAACGCACUCAAUGUUAUCAAUAAGCAGAAAAAGGUUUUGCAGACGGUUACAUGUUUUUGUUGUGGGAAGAAAGGUCACAUGGUAAAAGAGUGUCAUUUUAAAGGGUAUUCUUGUAAUUCGUGCGGGAAGAAAGGACAUUUAGAGUCAGUUUGUAAGGUUAAGGCUUCAAACAAAGGCGUGAAGGAAUCGAAAGACAGUAAUGAUAGUCUAAAUAAUUUAUAUGGUAAUAAGGGUAACGUGAAUAAUAUAAUUGGUUGUAUCGAACCAUUAAAAGUUAACCUGGAGGUUGGUAAUAAGUUUUUGUCGUUUGAAAUAGAUACAGGAUCACCGAUUUCGGCAAUUUCGAAGAAAGAUUUCGAUAGACUUAGACCGUUUGAGAAUGCGGUAGUGUUGGGAAGUUCGCAAACUUUUAAGGCUUAUACAGGUAAUCCAAUAGUUCCUCUAGGCAUAUUGAAGGUUAAGGUAACUUUUCAAAAUAGAAGCAAGGUUCUUGAAUUGUUUGUCUUACCAGGUAAAAGCGCACCUAUUGUUGGUCGUAAUUGGCUUAAGGCCUUAGAUAUUAUUCAAUUUGAUGUGGCAUCUGAAAAAUUGUCAGUCAGGACAGCUAAUGAAAAACAAAAUGAUAUUUGUAAAAGAUUUGAGUCACUUUUUUCUAAUGAAAUUGGAUGUUAUACGAAAAAGAAAUUUAAAUUGCAUCUCAAAGAAGGGGUUAGUUCGGUAUUUUGUAAACCAAGGCCGGUACCUUUCGCGUUAAGGGCGAAAAUUGAAAAUGAAAUUGAUCGUUUAGUUAAAGAUGGUAUUUUAGAAGCAGUUGAAUAUAGUGAUUGGGCAACACCGAUUGUGCCAGUGCCAAAAGUUAAUGGUCAGAUUCGCUUAUGCGGAGAUUAUAAGGUUACGUUAAAUCCUCAUUUAUUAGUGGAUAAACAUCCUAUUCUGAGAGUAUCGGAUUUGCUUACAAAGCUAAGUGGAGGUACGGUAUUUACCAAGUUGGAUUUAGCUCAGGCUUAUCAACAAGUAGAGUUGGAUGAGGAAUCAAAGUUACUUGUCACAAUAACAACUCAUAAGGGGUUAUUUAAAAGUAAUCGUUUAAGUUAUGGUGUAGCGUCAGCACCAGGGUUAUUCCAGCGUGAAAUGGAUAUAAUUUUUCAGGAUUUGGAUAAAGUGGCUAUUUUCUUCGACGAUUUAGUAGUUACAGGAGCUACUCGUGAAGAGCACGAUAGAAAUUUAACGUGUGUCUUGAAAAGGUUACAAAAUUGUGGUUUAACGCUAAGUAAAGACAAGUGUGCGUUUGCACAAAGUAAUAUAGAAUUUUUAGGAUUCGAGUUAAAUGCACAGGGCAUACAGGCGUCGAAACUUAAGUCAUUUCUGGGUAUGAUUAAUUAUUACUCGAAGUUCAUUAAGGAUUAUUCUGAUUUGUUGAGCCCAUUGUAUAAACUUCUUAGGAAAGAUAAGAAAUGGUGUUGGGCAAAGGAACAAGAGUUAGCUUUUAAAAAGGCAAAGGAGCGUUUAGCAUCUAGGGAGAUUUUGAUACAUUAUAGUUCAGAUUAUCCUCUGAAAAUUACGUGCGAUGCGUCUCCUGUUGGUUUGGGGGCGGUAGUGUCGCAUAUUCUCCCAGAUGGAUCGGAUAGGCCGAUAGCUUAUGCAUCAAGGGUUUUGUCAGUAGCUCAAAGAAACUAUUCGCAGUUGGAUAGAGAAGCAUUAGCUCUUGUUUUCGGAGUAAAAGCAUUUCAUCAGUAUGUCUAUGGACGUAAUUUUAUUUUGGAAACAGAUCAUAAACCGCUUACAUAUAUUUUUGGUCCGAAGAAAGGUAUUCCACAGAUGGCGGCUAGUCGAGUACAAAGAUGGGCAGUGAUUUUAGCAGGUUAUGAUUUUACAAUUAAGUACAUUAAAGGUCAAGAUAACGGUCCUGCCGAUGGUUUAUCGAGGGUUAGUAUGAAGGAUACUAGUCAAGCGACUGAGUCAAAAGAUUUACAGGUUCAUAAUUAUUUAAAGGCAAUAAGUGAAGAAUUGCAAAAUUUGGAUAGUAAGGCGGUUCGUAAGGGAAUUAGCAAAGAUGCUCUCUUGAGUAAAGUCAGGAAUUUUGUUAUGCAGGGAUGGCCUGAUAAAGUGGAAAAAUGUUUUGAACCUUUUUGGAGUCGUCGUUUAGAGUUAUCGGUGGAGAAUGGAUGUAUAAUGUGGGGUUAUCGCGUUGUUAUUCCCCCGUCCUUAAGAGCGGAAUUGCUUGAGAAGUUGCAUGGAAUUCAUUUAGGGGUAGUUAAAAUGAAGGCGUUAGCUCGAUCGUAUUUUUGGUGGCCAGGUCUAGAUAAGGAUAUAGAGGAGAUCAUUAAAAGUUGUAAAGGGUGCUUAGAGAGCGCCGAUGAUCCUCCUAAAAGUACAUUGCAUGUUUGGAAGUGGCCUCAAGGGCCAAACCAUCGUAUACAUUUAGAUUUUUGUGGACCAAUUGGGGGCCAUAUGUAUUUAGUUAUAACAGACGCUUAUUCAAAAUGGAUAGAUAUUAAAGAGAUGAAAGAUAUCUCAGCGGAAUCUACAAUUAGAGCGGUGAAAGAAUAUACCAGUACAUGGGGAGUGCCAUAUCAGAUCGUUUCGGAUAAUGGUCCUGCGUUUGCGAGCGAACAGUUUAAAGAAUUCGUAUCGCGGAAUGCUAUUAAGCAUACUAAAACAGUACCAUAUCAUCCUGCGUCUAACGGAACGGCCGAGAACGCUGUACGUACGUUUAAAAGAAAGUUUAAAUUGUUACUUAAAGACUAUACGAGACAGGAUGAGUUAUGUAAAUAUUUGUUUCACUAUAGAGUGACACCUCAUUGUACUACCGAAAAGUCACCAGCAGAGUUACAGUUAAAUAGGCGUUUGCGAACCAGAUUAGAUAUUAUUAAACCCGAUAUUAGAAAUAGAAUAGAGUCAAAGCAGAGGGAUCAGCAACGAUUCUUCAAGGGCAACCGUACAGUUACGUUCGGAGAAAAUGACUCCGUAAUGGCUAAGGAUUUCAAAACAAGGUCGUGGAGACAAGCGGAAAUCGUGGAGCAAACUAAUCCGGUUUCCUAUAAUGUUAAAACAGAUGACGGACGGAUAUGGAGACGUCAUACCGAUCAAUUGCGAGCUUGUAAUUUGCAAUUACCUGAGUCACAAGCGUGCGAAGACUCAGCGCGACCUAGCGAUUUCGUUAUUUCGAUUCGAAAGAAUUCGAUUAAUCCUAAUGUUUUGGAAGAACAUAGAAAGAGUGUUCUUACACCAGGCAAAAAGGUGUUAGUUAAAUCUAGUGUUUUAGAUACUCCAGUGGAAGGACUACGACGUUCAAGUCGUGUACCGAAACCUAGGAAGGUUUUAGACUUGUAA
Molecule: messenger RNA, 4062 nt
Organism: Cyphomyrmex costatus
Lineage: Eukaryota; Metazoa; Arthropoda; Insecta; Hymenoptera; Formicidae
Exons: 4
Coding region: 1-4062 (1353 amino acids)
Biological process (GO): DNA integration
Molecular function (GO): nucleic acid binding; zinc ion binding
Source: RefSeq, a predicted model, not a curated record